GUGCUGUUGGGCUUUGCGGAGCGCGAGCUGACGCGCGGUUGCUGCUGUUGCUGUGAACCGCAGGGAUGUGAGACACGCGCCGGAUACGCGAGGAGAGAAGAGGCAGACAGGUCUCUUGACAACAUUAUAAAAAAAAAACCAAGACGCCUCCUCUCUGACCUGAUUCACCGCCUGUGAAGAACAGGAGGCGAGUAGCAGGUACUAUGUGGCCGCGCCGUGCGUGCGCGCUUGCGGCUCUGAGCGCGCGACGAUGUAAAAGACAGCGCGUGCGGAUUCUGCGGCAGCUGUGAUCGGGAAUAACUGGGAUAGAAAAACUCAGCGAGGCACGGAAACGCACGCUGAUCACUGAGCAAAUAAUCAACCAGACAAUCAUUUGCAGACGUGUUCAUUCGCGCGCCUCCGGGCGCUCCGUUCUUCAUCGAUUACCACAGAAGAGACACACAGAGCAUUUGAAUGCGAACGGGCGCGUACGGUGCAAGUGAUCCCGUAGUUUCUGCCCUGCUCCGUUCAACGCUGCUGAGAAGACCUCACAACUAGGAACUGAGCUAUAUCGGCUCUGAAUGAAGUCUGUGUGCUGCUGGUUUAGAAUGUUGUCACGAUAACAUCAGCCUGACUCCGCUCUGACUGUGGCAGGUGGGAGCCCAGGGGUCAGUCUGCGAGUGAGGGCUGAGUCAGGAGUGAAUCAGCGCUGCUUUUGAUUGACGGACAGCUCGGUGGGAAACAAGGCCUCGGGAGAGCUGGAGUCCGAUAACAGGAGUGAAAGCGUCGCAACGGCAAUAUCAUCUUUCAGUCUUUAUCGCAACUCGUCUUUCACAACAUGGCCUCUGCAGUGGCACCAUUCUCCUCUGUCGCUGCCUCUUUGGGGACGUAGAAAGACGUGGGACACACAGAGGAAAGCUGGGGAAGUGUCUUCACUUUAAGGACCUUAACAGAUAACAAACUGCGCUAAACGUCAGUACCGUCACGACACGAGUUAGUUUAGUGUUUCAAAGUGAAUCGCAGUAUCAUGAGCGUUUUAGGAAGGUGCUUUCUCUGAUUUUAUAUGUUCCUGUGUAACAUCGGAGGCCAAUGUGUGUGGCUCGAGAGCCCAUCAUGGCCAGACCGCUGCUGAAGAUCCACCGCUAUUUCCGGCGUAAACCGGUACGCUUUUUCUCUUUCAUCCUCCUCUACCUCACCGCUGGCAGUCUUGUUUUCCUCCACUCCGGCUUCUCCAGCGAUACUUCCACCACCGGAGUUUCUGGAAGCGGCCGUGACCCACUUAUAUCCGAAGGCGGGGGCGGCACAGGUGCUGGGAGCUCUACCUCUGAUGGUCUCGGGCUCCUAGGAAGAGUGUUUAAAGAAACACGGAGAGCCCCCCGGAGAUUUGGACCACCGUGGAUGAAGGAAAAUGGGGCACAGGAUGCACCGGAGUGGGCCGGAAGAGGACUUGAUCAUACCAGCAGCUGGAGCCGUGGAGCCAAAGGAAGAACCACCAAAGAGAUGGAUGAUGGGAGAGCAAAGUACAUCGGCUGUUACGUUGAUGACACACAGAAAAGGGCUCUUAGAGGGGUUUCUUUUUUGGACUACAAAAAAAUGACUGUCUUCCGUUGCCAGGACAACUGCGCUGAAAGGGGUUAUCUCUAUGCGGGUCUGGAGUUUGGAGCUGAGUGCUACUGUGGCCAUAAGAUCCAGGCGCCCAACGUGUCAGAGAGUGAAUGUAAUAUGGAGUGUAAAGGGGAGAAGAGUAACCUCUGUGGAGGACCUAAUCGACUGUCCAUAUAUAGAUUGGAGCUGAGCCAGGAGUCGGCCCGCAGAUAUGGAAGUGCCAUUUUCAAGGGCUGUUUCAAGAGGCCAGACAAUGUGACCAUGGCGCUUCCUGCUAGUGCGGUUAUAAAAAACAUGUCAGUGGACAAGUGUGUUGACAUGUGCACUGAGAAAGAAUUCUCUCUGGCAGCCUUGGCUGGUGAAAAAUGCCACUGUGGGUUUCCUACUCCACUUUUCACCCUCCACGAGCGAGAGGGCGAGGAACUUUGUCUUCAGCGCUGUGCAGGAGAAGACUUUGAGAGCUGUGGAAACAAUGACUUCUUUGUAGUGUACCAGACCCAAGUGCAAGAUAAUCGUUGUAUGGACCGUCGCUUUUUACCCACUCGUUCCAAACACCUAAUGGCACUAGCUAGUUUCCCAGGAGCGGGGAAUACAUGGGCCCGUCACCUAAUCGAGCUGGCCACGGGUUACUACACCGGGAGCUACUACUUUGAUGGCUCACUGUACAAUAAAGGUUUCAAAGGGGAGAGAGAUCACUGGCGCAGUGGUAGAACCAUAUGUAUCAAGACCCAUGAGAGCGGCAAGAAGGAGAUUGAAGCCUUUGAUGCCAGCAUUCUUAUGAUCCGGAACCCUUAUAAAGCGCUCAUGGCAGAAUUCAAUCGCAAGUAUGGCGGCCAUAUUGGAUUUGCCUCUCAAGCUCAUUGGAGGGGGAAAGAGUGGCCAGAGUUUGUGAAGAACUACGCUCCGUGGUGGGCAUCCCACACACUGGACUGGCUGAAAUAUGGGAAGAAAGUUCAAGUAGUACAUUUUGAGGACUUAAAACGGGACCUUUUCUCGGAAUUAAAAGGCAUGGUCAUCUUUCUGGGUCUAGAAGUCUCAGAGGAUCGCCUACUGUGUGUGGAAGGACAGAAGGAUGGGAACUUCAAACGCUCUGGGCUGAGGAAGCUGGAAUACGACCCUUAUACGCCAGAGAUGCGUGCCACCAUUGAUGGGCUUAUUAAGACCGUGGACACAGCUCUCAGAAAGAGAAAGUUUCCUGGUGUACCCGAGGAGUACCGGUCCAGAUGAUACUCAUCUCUUCAAUUGUGUUUUUUUUUUUGUUCACAAAACAGCUAUACAUAUUUUCCCCUAGAAUAUGAAAUUUUUCAUUAUUCUUCUUGAUCGCUUUCAGUUUUAAAAAAAUGGUACAGUAUGCAUUGCACAAAUGAACUGCUGAAAAAUGGUUUGCCCUUUCAUUGAUAAUCUACACUACAUAGUAAGUCAUGGGCUAGUGCAACAAUUUGCUUUGAGUGUAUUCUUCCCUAGGCCAAUGUGUGUACUCACUAUAAAUUCAGUUGAGUCAUUAUGGGAAAUGACUGUUCACGCUUCUCAUAAAAGUGUCUGUUGCCAUCAAGACAUCCGUGACAGCUAUUCAGAUAACCCCAUGAUAUAAUGUCUUUCAUUAAAUGGGCUUUUCCUUCAAAUCCUUAAGUACACUAUGACCCCCUAAACACUUCAGGACAGCGAUUCCAUUUUUAACAUUAAACCCCAGCUUCCGGUUUCCACAAAUAUCUGGAUAUUGUCUUCAGAUGUUAUGAUGCUUCUUAAAACUGAUAUGGACACCAAAAAUCCUCCAGUUCUACCACGUGUGUUAGAUAAAUGCAUGGGCGAUCCGAAAACAUGUUGUCUGGUACUUGCCUUCGGUGAUUUGCAGGCAAAUUGCAGCCCUUACAGAGCUAUCGAUUUAGACGAAAGCAUCCAGGUUUUUCUGUUUUGUGUUAAGAGCAAUUCUACAUUGAAAUUGUUCUAAUUGAUUUCCAUUUUUUUUCUCACUGAGGUUUUAAGAUUAAUUUGCAGUGGGUGAUCAAAAAACAAACAAAAAAACAUUUCUGCUUGUGUUCACAAAGUCUAAGAAAUGGGGGCUUAUUGUAAAUUGUUUAAAAUGACAUUGACUGACCCUUUUUCACCUUUAUUAUUUUAAUCUUUCAAAGGAGAGUUUGCCCAGUUCAUUCAGUUCUCAUUUUGACAGACAUAGUCACAAUAAACACAGCUCUUACAUGAGAAAAGCUGUAUACAUAUAUAUAUAUAUAUAUAUAUAUAUAUAUAUAUAUAUAUAUAUAUAUUUGGAUUUACAUAAAGAUGUAUAAAUGAUGACAGAAUUUUCAUUUUUGGAUGAACUAUCCCUUUACGCAAAAAAAACUUUCGGCACCAAUUUCUAUCAUUAGACUUGGAUUUGGCUUUGGAUGCAAUUAUAAAGUUGUUCCCUGUAGAAAUGUUCAGAAUUGUUAUUUUUGUUUUUGCUUUUUUUUUUGUCAGUGUUUUAAUUGCAGGAGAUUUAAUCAAAACAGCAAAUCUGCUUUAUCUAAUAAUCUUGUAGGGGUGAAAGCAAGUAUGAAGCAAUGUUCUACAAAAAGCACCUCGCGGGUAAUUUCUGCUCCCAGCUAAAGACCUAAACAAAUAACAUUAAGUAUAUGUAAAUACACAUAUAUAUUUUUGUAAUGCUCACAAGGAGAAUGACUUUAAAAGACAAAGCACCAGCUAUAUUUUUAAAAAGGCUUUUAAAUUUGAGCAUUACAUGCUUUUCAUUUCAAAAAGGAACUGAAGUGUCUUUCUGAAUGUAUUUUGUAUGGAGUGAAUGUAAGGAAUUUUAACCAACAGUUCUGGAAAUCAGAGAGCAAUUGCCAGCCAUGCAAAGGGAAUUAAAUGAUUGCAACAGGAGUUUUAUUAUAAUUGUAAGCUGAGAGAACUGUGUGAAUAUAUGGAAAGGUUUUGCAUUUGCUUGGAUGGUGCAUCAGAUGUCCUGAUCAAUAAAUUGUAACGCCCCAAA
Puntigrus tetrazona (Sumatra barb) is the source of this 4549-nucleotide messenger RNA. It is a transcript of the gene wscd2, whose product is annotated as WSC domain containing 2. The record is from RefSeq and is a predicted model, not a curated record. Gene Ontology annotation, molecular function: sulfotransferase activity. The transcript has 10 exons. NCBI's taxonomy places the organism in Eukaryota, Metazoa, Chordata, Actinopteri, Cypriniformes, Cyprinidae. Bases 1069 to 2811 code for a protein of 580 amino acids.